AUGAGUGGCAAGUUCGAGCCCAAAGCUCCGGUGAACCUAGACCCUCCCAAGGAUGACCCAAUUUCUCUUGAGGAGCUGGCCAAGGCGAAUGGCAAGUCCAUCUGGAUUGAAAUGAAUCCUUGCACCGAGGGACAAAAAUGUUAUGUCGCUAUCAAGGCAUUAUACGAUGUGACUGGCAACAAGGCCUAUCAACCUGGUGGCUCAUACAACGUUUUCGCCGGCAAAGAUGCCUCGAGAGCACUUGGAAAGUCAUCAGUCAAGCCAGAAGACGUCAGUGCAAAUUGGCAAGACUUGCCUGACAGCGAGAAGAAGGUUCUGGAUGACUGGGUCACCUUCUUCUCCAAGAGGUACAACAUUGUCGGGCGUGUAGAGGGUGCCACAAACACCGACUAA
Clonostachys byssicola is the source of this 393-nucleotide messenger RNA. NCBI's taxonomy places the organism in Eukaryota, Fungi, Ascomycota, Sordariomycetes, Hypocreales, Bionectriaceae. The record is from the annotation of a GenBank genome assembly.